Ictalurus furcatus (blue catfish) is the source of this 12884-nucleotide messenger RNA. It is a transcript of the gene rnf150a, whose product is annotated as ring finger protein 150a. The record is from RefSeq and is a predicted model, not a curated record. The coding region runs from base 989 to 2260 and encodes 423 amino acids. The transcript has 7 exons. NCBI's taxonomy places the organism in Eukaryota, Metazoa, Chordata, Actinopteri, Siluriformes, Ictaluridae.
UUUUUUAAACUUUCCUGCAGGUGUGUGCGAGCGGUCAGAUAGCCUAUGAAGCUCACUGGACAAAGGAAGCCUAUAUUUAAUAACAUGCAUUUACAGCAUCAUUCAUCCUUAGUAACUGCCUGGUCAGGGUUUAAAUCAGCCUUCUAGACAAAUUAAUUUGUUAUAAAAUAUUGUGGGUCAGUAAAAACAAAAAUAAUACCUGUGUGGAGAGGAAACGUCCAGCCAGGAUUCACACACCUGGUAUUUCUACGCCUGUUUUUUUUUUUUUUUUUUUUUUUUUUUGGUUUGUUUGUUUGUUAUUGUUGUCGAGAGCUUGGACUUCGGUGAGUUGCAAUUCCAUGACGAAGUUUCAACAUGUCGGCACUCAUAGUGGAAAAACAAGAAAUAAUAGCAUGAUUUAAGUUUUUUAAGCAGUCAUGCGAGUUUCUGUUUAUACGUGAAAUUGCGAAAUACCGGGUGAUACUUUGAUCACUGAAAUGUUCGUUCGCUUUCGGCAAGAUUUUUGGAUCCAACUGAUUAUUUUCUAGUGAAUCAUCACACCCAGUUUUGAAAACAAACAAAAAAAAUUAAACACCAACCAAAGGACUCGAGUUCUAAUUCCAGUUUUUUUACUUAGUUAUUAUUAUCUAGCUAACGUGGGAAGUUGUCGUGAAUGUACCAGUAAUCAGCUCAACAUGGAAAGUCGCCCUUACCAACAUGGCGGCGCCGUUGACGUGUUAGUUUAGCCGACUGAGCUUGAGUGGUAACCGCAACACCUGGCAACAGUCAGCUGUAGUUCAGUGACAACAAUAGUGCAGUCCGAGCUAGUCGGGGUUUGCUGUCGUGAAGUGUUGGAACCCUGGCGUGUUUACUAACAGAUAUUUCACAACAACAACAACAAAUAAAAAAGGACAAAGUAUUAAUUUAAGUGGCUCGGCUAAUUUCCGCGCUGGAAGGCUAGCUCGGUGAGCUCGGUCUGGAGAGACACCGCGGCACAGCAGCAGUAAACAUGCCCAUGUCUGUGAGUAAAGCGUGCCGGAGUCUGGCUCUCUCCACCUGGCUGCUCUCCUUCUGUUUCGUGCACUUGCUGUGUCUGGACUUCACCGUGGCCGAGAAGGAGGAGUGGUACACCGCGUUCGUGAACAUCAGCUACCAGGACCCGGCCACCGCUGAGCUGAAGACGGAGAAGACAGAGAGCGGCCGCUACGGCGAGCACUCGCCCAAAAGAGAGGCCCGGGGCCCGGUGUUCAUCCCGCUGUCCGGCCACGACCGACAGGCCUGCGACUCCAGCACCAGGUUCCCCGCACCUCAGCCUGCACACGGGCCCUGGAUAGCGCUCAUAGCCAAAGGCAACUGCACGUACAGGGAGAAAAUCCGCCACGCAGCCAGCCUCAACGCGUCCGCCGUGGUGGUGUAUAACCUGGGGUCGAGCAGCCCCAAUGAAACCAUCACCAUGCCCCAUGCAGGAACAGGAGACGUAGUGGCCAUCAUGAUCCCAGAACCAAAAGGGCGAGAGAUCGUUGCCUUGCUGGAGAAGAACGUAAGCGUGAUCAUGCACAUCACCAUCGGCACGCGCAACCUGCAGAAGUACGUGAGCCGAACCUCCGUUGUGUUCGUCUCCAUCUCCUUCAUCGUGCUCAUGAUCAUCUCUCUGGCGUGGCUCGUUUUCUACUAUAUCCAACGGUUCCGCUACGCCAACGCACGCGACCGCAACCAGAGGCGACUGGGAGAUGCUGCAAAGAAAGCCAUAAGCAAGCUCCAAGUGCGCACCAUCAAGAAAGGCGACAAGGAAACAGAGUCAGAGUUUGACAACUGCGCUGUGUGCAUCGAGGGCUACAAGGCCAACGACGUCGUAAGGAUACUGCCAUGUCGACAUGUGUUUCAUAAGAACUGCGUGGACCCGUGGCUGCAGGACCACAGAACCUGUCCAAUGUGCAAGAUGAACAUCCUUAAAGCACUCGGCAUCCCGGUGAAUGCAGACUGCUCUGACGACGUCCCUCCUGACUACGAGCUGUCCGUCGGCGGCCCUCCCACCAACCCUGUGAACGGGGGCAGCGACGUGACCGGGAGCGAGAGCUCCAUGGUGCUGGACCGCCUGCCAUACCUUCACCACGAACCCGAGUCUCUCACACAGCUUGAAGUGGGACCUCGCAUCGCCAGCAGUGAGCACCAGCCUCCUCUGAGCAGCGACUCGGACACGUCACUCAUCCUGCCGCUGGAAGUUAGCCUGUCUGACGUCGAGCUUUCUGCUGAAGCUGAGCAAGAAGAGGCCAAGUCCUGAGUCGCACAGCCUGGCUGCUACAGAGGCACAGCUUCGGAGGGGGCUCCUAUGGAGCUAAAUAUAGACCAGGACCAGGAUGGAGGGGGGGGAAUAAAGAGGAAACAAAACGAACACGAGCAAUACUUUCCCCCAUACGGCCUCGUUGAGUCACAAAAAAAAAAGGGUCUUCAUAUCUCGCUCUCUCUGGUCACACCAGGUCGGUCUUGAUGUCUCCUCUUUAUUAGUUUUGCAUUGCCACAUUGGAAAAAGCACACAGAGUUUCAAGAUGCCAGAUUUGACAGCUCUGCCUUUUCAAAUUUUCUUGUAGGAUCACUGCCACUGUACACAUAUAUAUAUUCCAGAGUGGAUAUAUCUAAUUUAUAUAUACACACGCGAGUACGUACAGCAUCCGAAGCAGUCCGAGUGCAGUCCAAUCAACUGAAAAAAACAAUGUUCUGUCGUGUCUCAAGUGGUCCCUUGAGAUGUCACCAGUGCUCAACCUUUCUAGAAUUUUUUAUUUUUUUCCCCAAUCUGGCUGCGUCAAACAGCGCUUUAGCCGUCCACGUGGUGCGUUUUUGCGAAACCCCCAAGCGCAACCAUCAUCAAGAGAGUGAGAUAUCGAGAUGCGAGCGAGAAACGUAGAUUAUUCCAGAAACGUCUUUGCGUAUUAUUGAGAACGUUGGGAUUUUAUUUUGUUGUUGUCGUUAACUUAAAGAAGCCAGUUUGCUUGCUCAGCACACGAUUUCUCCGUCCGUAAAAAUGUGAACUUCGCUUAUAGGGAUUUUUGUAUUCUGAAGUGCCACUCGAGCUCGUGAAGCUGAGUUUUCCUCGCGUUCAUCCUGUCGUGCCAUAGAGGACAGACAGGUCUUUACUCAGUGUGAGGAUGAGCAGCGAUCACGUUGAAUGUUUCCUUUUUCUUUCCUUUGGUGUUUUUUUUUUUUUUUUUUUUUAACCACGUCUGAGGAUUUCAGUACAAGCACUACUAGACCGCGUCGUCUUCUGCUUCUUUCCGAAGCAUCCUCACGCACCAAGUCUCCCUUCCUCCUCACAAAGGCUUAGAGCCCUUGGCCAAAAGUCAAAACUUUUUGAUACGCAAGCGUGUCUGCGGUUUUCCAGCGCGGAAGCCUGAGCUUGAAUAGAAUCGUCGUAGAUUAACGUCACUCAUUAAAGUCGGGUUUUAUUUUCGAAUCGCGCAUCGCAUAAAGGAGAGCACAAGUCUAAUGAACGACUUUUAUUUUAAUAUCAAAGUUUUAUUUUUCUAAAAAGAAAAAAAAAUCAAAGAAAUGAACAGGCCCUGUUUACAGUCAGCAAGGAGGUGGGUGAAAUAGACGAAUCAGUCUCCCAUUUUUGCAUUUUUCCAAUUUCAUUUAAUCAUCCAAAGAAUAGAGGAUUAUUUAUUGCGUGUCUGUGUACAAGUUUAGUUUGAGCACAUGCCCAUGUGUGGUCUGAAUCUGUAACUAUGUCCUUUUCUACAGCAGGUGUUUUAACCAAUCCUUUAUUCCAGCAUUCACGUCAAUUAGUGCAUCGGUGUUUAUUUUUGUCGAAUAAUCUUCUUCAGCGCUAAGCUCACAGUUUCAAACAUCCCCCCCCCCUCCCCCCCAUACACAUCAUGUUUUAGAACCCCGACAAAAGCAAGUGUUUCCUUUUUUCCCCUGACUUGUCCGAGCUUUUUGUGUGCUGUCGUGUAUUUUCCACACAGGCUCUCGAACCACAAUGCAUUUGACUGCCUGGAACCUUCGUGUUUAUUUGAGCACUGAGUAAGUGCUGAAAGGAGCGUGCCGGGAGGAGCUGUGUGCUGGCGGUGGGGAUUUAUGAACCUCUGACAAGUUGCCCAUUUAACAAGAAAUGAAAUAAAACCACUUUCAUUCAUUUGUUCAGUGGUGUAAAACUUUUGGGUCUUGACAUACUGUAGCGUUAAACAGUGCUGCAGAUCAUUGGCCGAGAGUGAUGUCACUGGAAAAGCUGGUAUAAAUGGGCUAACAGGGAACUCAGAACUCACAAUGACGUCAUUUUCGACCUCUGUGCGUUCGAGCUACAAAGAGGAUUAAAGAAUUAUAAUGAGUCUUUAUUAAUCACAGCACAGUGAAAUUCUUUUCUUCGCAUACCCCAGCAUGUCAGGAAGUUGGGGUCAGAGUGCCGGGUCAGCCAUGAUACAGCGCCCCCGGAGCAGAGAGGGUUAAGGGCCUUGCUCAAAGGCCCAAAAGUGGCAGCUUGGCAGUGCUGGGGCUUGAACCCCCGACCUUCCGAUCAGUAACCCAGAGCCGUAACCACUAAGCCAGCACUGCUCCACCACUGUGUGGAAUCGAUAUUUUGUUUACUGUUGAUGCUGAGCAGCCAUGUUGACUUGAUCUCACUUGCUGAACUCGGAGGUUGAGGAGACGGUCACGCGUUCUCAAGUAGGAAUUUCCGAAUUGUGGGAGUUUUUUUUUUUAUUUUAUUUUUUUUUAUUUGUAGCAUAAUACAUACUACGAUAUGAAGAAGCGAUGCUGGGGCUGUUCUAAACACCCUCUAGACUUGAUUUCCAAUUGUGCCGAUAUAUUCCAGACACAUCAAAAACACAUCAUCAACAGUGAUUAAGAAAUCAGCAAAUGCCUUUGGAGGACAAACUAAAAGUUUGUUAGUUAGCACAUUGUCCAGUCAAAGUACAAAUAAUAAUAAUAAAAUAAAAUAAAAAACUGCAGACAAGAGCACCAUGUGUUUAGUGGAGUUUUUUAAUGCCUCCACCACUACUUGAUUUUGGGUUGUCCAUGCAUCCAUCCCAGAUCCUCAUUAGUGCUGUAUCACAAGAACAAGUGCUUAAAUGUUUGUAGGAUUUCAAUGGAGUCAUCACUGUAACCAGCAGAUGAACGAAUUCGAUUUUAGAAUUGAUCCAAACAAGGUCAAGGUCACAGCGAGGUCAAAUACCUGGAAUAAAUUUCCUUCCUUCCUGUUUGUUACACAGAGAUUUUACGUACACAUUCGUAUUCAGGAACUCCAGGCCUCUUUUCCGGCUGUAUUUGAUUUCUGCCAUAAGUCUGUCCGUCCAGCAGUGUGCGCGUGUGUCUAAGGCUUUUCUUUAGCAUGAUAUCUUCAGACUCAGUGGUUAAAUGUUUGUAGGAUUUCUAUGUAAAUAUCAUUGCAACCGGCAGAUUUAGAACCGAUUUAGAUUUUGGAAUUGAUCCAGACAGGGUCAAGGUCAUAGCAAGGUCAAAUGUCCAGUAGCAUUACGGACUUAAACGAUUUAAAAUAACGAAUCAUGCUGUCUUUAAUGUUUGUGUGUAACAAUUUUGCCCCACUUCUUGCUUAUUAUGCCAUUGUUAAGACUUCCUGAUAUAAAUGCAACCGGAAUAGUUUGAUUUUUGAGUUAUUGAUCUCAACGUUAUCAAUGAUAUCACCACCAGCUGUUACUAAACGCACAGUGAACUGAAUUAUCAAGCAAAACGAUACUCGUUUGGUCCGGUUUGCGUCGACGCCACUCUCGGCCAUGUAUUAAAAUCUAUCUACCAGCACAAACAGCUUUUUACGGCACAGAUUAACACGGACGUUUGACUCGGUUUCUUGUUCGGGUGCCAGCUUCACAGAGCUACAUGAUGACGAUAUUAGGAGGAUAAUAAACAGCUUGUGUUGAGUUUAGUCCUCAACAGUCAGUCAAUAAGCAGAAGAUAUUGUAAUGUGUUUUCUUUGAGAUUCUUAUUGGUUUUGGUUUUCCCCCUACUCAUUUUGAAUCGUUCUUUAUAUUUAAAUAUAAAGCCUUGCUCUCCGCAAGGUGUCUUCAUUUAAGUGUCAUAUUAUAGGAUUGUUACUGUUACUAUGUUAUUAAUAUGUUCUCGUGGUGCUCAUCGUGUAAUUUAUCAUGAAAAGUAACUUUUUUUUCUGUUGACCCGUCACAGAGCUUGCUGUAAUUCAGGCUGCGUAUUUGCGAACCUGUGAUCUGCUCUGGAGUCUUAGAUUAGGUUAUGUAAUCGCACAGGGUUCAGCAUCUUUCGCCAAAUCCUCUUCAGUCUGACACACGGCUUACUGUGUGUGUGUGUGUGUGUCUUUACAAACGCAGCCCUUGUGAGCCAGUAAGAGGUCCAUCUUGAAUGAAACGAUAAGACGAUUGUAGCAUCUACAUGUGCAUGCUUUGUUUUGUGUGUUUAUCUCGUGUGUUAACUCCAUUGCUGGUGCUCGAAUGUUCAGCAUUUCCACUAAUACUCCAUGCGUUACUUCCCACAAUUCUUUUAGUGAUCUAAACACAAUUGCUCCAUCUUCAUACUUAGAUUGCGAAAGUUACUGAUAGACAGCAGGUUUGAUUGGAAGAGUCAUGAGUCAUGUAGCAUUUCAUGCAAAAGUGGUUUCAGUGAUAAUUACGGUAAAUCAGAGACCCUGGGAGGCGGUACGAUGGCACAAUCUUGCUUUUUUGUUAGUUUGUUUGUUGUUGUUUUUUAACUUAAAUAAUAACGGGCCUCAUUUUUCAAUCUUGGGUAAGUUGUUUAAAUGUUCUCGUAAGCCAAAACCAAAGAAUAAAUUUUUUUUUUUUUGGGGGGUUAAGAUUAGAUUUUCCUGAUACCCUUGUGUGUUCAGAGAAAAGCUCAUUUACAUUUACAUUUAGUGACACCCACUUUCAGAAUCGCUGAGAUUUUCACGCUGUACGGCUGGAAUACGGAAAUGGACACUACUCAAUUGCUCGUAGACGAAGUACACACUACACAGUCUUUCACUUGGAGAAAUCCCAACUGAAGUGCGCCCCAUCCACAAAUCCCACUUUCUCACGAAAAAUAAGACGUGAGAGCUGUCAUGACUAUUUUUAAUACCGUACGCCGGUAGGAAUCGUGUCGUGUUUGUUUUUAUUUUUGCCGCUCCUAACAACCAUUUGACUAUGGCAUGUCAGAGUAUUUCUUAUAGAAACAAUUGUGUGUUUACGUUAUGCUCUCUUACUCUCGCGUACAUAGACGGAUGAUAAACUGGAUUCAGGGAUCUGCUGCGCAUGAGAUCAAGAUACAUGUUUUUCAGCGCUGUACAUGCGGCUAAUCGCUGACGGGGGUCACACUACACCAUUCGUCACUUAGAAAAUCAAACAUGCUUGAAAAUAUCAGCACCUCGGCGAUCGCCGAGAUGAAGGAUGUAGUUGCGAAGCGCCAGAAUGAGUCCGUGACCGGAUUAUCGGGGUUAAAAUCACGUAGUGUGCACUAGUACUAAAUGGUGAAAGAGCGCCUCCUAACUGCAAAAUCUUCCAAUAACACAGCUCAGCCAGUGCAGCGUGUCAGCUACCGUAGACACACACUAACUCUGGCUUCUUUUAUAGGGAGUCAUUACUUUUAUCCUCAUUUAAUACCUAAUUUUAUUUGUCUUAAUUUAUGGGUUUGUUCUGGAUUGCUUUCUUUCAAGUCAUUAACAUGAAAUGGCUAACAAUUUUCAGUACCUUUAAUGAGUGCAGUUCGGAUGAAAUCUGCCAAAUCACGAUGAGCGAUUUAAACUUUGCAGCGUAAUCCGUGUAGAAAAUUGCAGGAACUUAUCAAUUAUACCACCUGGAGCCAAUUGAUCGAGUUUCAAAUGAGCGAGUCACCUUACACGUAAAUUUCAUACAAGUCAUAGAAGAAAAAUACGAAUGUUUUUCCCGACUAACUACGUUUUUUGUUUAAAAAAAUUUAGGAAUACCGCAUUUCUCGUGUAAAUGCUCCUGCGACCGAUUUAUGAAUAAUUCUAUUCAUAUCCAGUUUGAUAAAUGAGGCCCAAUAAGAGUGUAAGCAACAGUGUGCCAUUGUACCGUAGCUUCCUUUCGGCACUUACACCACUUCAGUCCUCUACAUUUCAUCAUCUCAUCAUUUCAGUGCUCCUUAUUUCAGUUAAGUUUGUGUACACACCCUUUCAGAAAAGCACUUUAUCUCCGUGAAGGAGAGACAGAUACAAGAAACACAAGUCCUCCUGAUUUAAACUCAGCAGGGUGGUUGCUAAUCCUGUAGCAUAAGUUAGUUACUCUAGGGCUACCGGUUUACAUAUGGCACACGUUUAGGAGAUUGUAUCAGCGCUACAACCAGUCGUAAGUUUAUUCCCCUUGAAUGACCUUGGGUUUUAAAGAUUGUUAAACAACUUGUAUACAUUAUCCAGCGGAGUUCAACAGUAUUGCUAUUUUGUUAUAUAGAGGACAGUGUAAAUAUAUUCAGCCAUCUUGGUAUACUGUUCUAGUACAUUGUUGCACGUGUUUGAGUCUUUGAUUGUGAGGUACAAUAAAUUUUAUUGCAAUUUUUUUCCAAAUCUGUGUGUUGAGUCUUGUGUUAUUUGUUUUAUCAGUAAAUUUGUUACAGCAAGUUUGUCAUAUAGAGUGUACAGAUGUAUUACAUCAUCACUGGUCCUGUUAAUACAUCAGGGUUUACAGUCCAUUCUGAAAGAAUUCGAACGGCAAGGCGGAUACUUUUGUUUUUGCUAUACACUGAAGACAUUUGGGUUUGAGAUGAAAUGAAUAUGAGAUGAUGGAUCAGAAUUUCACCUUUCAAUUCCUGAUAUUUACAUCUAAAUAAGUUACAUUUAAAGUGAAUGUCUGCUCUUGGUUUGAGCAGUGGGUUUCUCCUGUGACGGCUGCAUUUGUUGUUAAAAGGGAUAACCCCAAAUGAAGUCCAGAGAGCUGUCUAUGGGAGAAAAGAUGGAUCAAUCGAUUAGAGCCAUUGCACAAGCAUUGGGCUUAGCCAAUACAACAAUUUGGAAUGUCCUGAAAAAGAAAGAAACCACUGGUAGUCAUCAAACAGGCCGGCCAAGGAAAACAACAGCAUUUCCUGACAGAAACAUUGUUAGAGCUGUGAAGAAAAACCCAAAAACAACAGUCAGUGACAUCAUCAACAACCUCCAGAAGGCAGGGGUGAAGGUACCACAAUACUCCAUUCAAAGAAGACUUCAAGUGCAGAAAUAUAGCGGCCAUACCACAAGACGCAAACCACUCAUCAGCAGUAAGAAUCAGAUGAUGAGCUACAAAAGGUCUGGAACCAAGAUUAACCUCUACCAAAGUGUAGAGAAAGAAAGGAUCUGCUCAUGAGCUCAUCUGUGAAGCAUGGUGGAGGUAGUGUCAUGGCUUGGGCUUGAGUGGCUGCUUCUGGAACAGCCUCACUAGUCUUUAUUGAUGAUGUAACUCAUGAUAGUAGCAGCAGCAUGAAUUCAGAGGUUUACAGAAAUAAUCUGUCUGACAAUUUACAGAAAUGUAUCCAGUCUAAUCGGGAGGAACUUUAUCUUGCAGCAAGACAAUGAUCCAAAACACAACAACUCAACAAAGGACUUUAUCAGGGGGAAAAUGUGGACGGUUUUAAGACUGGCCAAGUCAAUCACCAGACCUUGACCCAAUUGAGCAGCAUCUCAACUCCUGAAGAGGAGGCUGAAGGUAGAAACCCCCUGAAACAAACAACAACUGAAAGAAGCUGCAGUAAAAGCCUGGAAAAGCAUCACAAAACUAAAAUGCAACAGUUAGGUGAUGUCAGUGGGCUUGAUGCAGUUAUCGCAAGCAAGAAAUACGCAACCAAAUAUUAAGUGUUACUUACUUUUAAGAACUUUAUCUGUUCCAAUACUUCUGCUCACCAAAAAAUUGUGCCAUGUUCUAAGUUGUUUAACACUACUAGGUAUAAAUAUAAAGAAAUGAAAGCUGAAAUUCUGAUCUAUCACCUCAUUUUCAGCUUUUUAUCUCAAACCCAAAUGUCUUCAGUGUAUGUCUAGAAAAUCUGCAAAAGUAGACUGAUUAAAUGCAUUUAUUUAGAGAUGUUUCGAGAUUCAAAAAAUGUUGAAUAUUCGACUGAAAUUCAGCUGAAUUGUGUAAAGGUCCAGUUACAUAAACGUUCUUGUUUACAAAAAUCCAGAUAAGCAACUAACUCAAAUGAAUGGCGACAACAGUUCCCCUUUAAUGCUUACUGGAGGUUUUGUUUAGAGCUUAAUGUUACCUUUUUUUAUUUUUUUUUAUUUUUUUUUUGACUAAUGCCACGGACUCAGAUUAACCAUUGGUUACAAUCUCUUUCAAUUCAUCUUUAAACAUUGUUUUCAUCAUUGACUUUUAAACAAGCCAUGUUGUCAGUUUUCUUCUCGGACCAGAGCGGGUCAAUGAAAUGAAACAUCUAUAGGAAGUCUGAAAACUGUUCACUUUCUGAGUUAAUGUUUCUAGCCCUGUGAGCUUCCUUCAGCUAAAUCAUUUACAUAAAUGCACGUGAUUAAAUAAGCAGAGGAUCUGCUGCAGAACCGAAGCUGGAUGUUGGCGCUGCUGGGAACUAUAACUAUAGUAUUACAUUAACGUGUGAUAGAACAGUGUUUCGGCAACGUGUCGAUCCUCAGUUCAACCACAUGGAGCCGAUGUACGCAUUUGAAUUAAGUAAAUUCAAUGAGCUUUUUUUUUUUUUUUUUCCUUCACUGCAGACGGAUCAGUUAUUAUCUAGUUUUGGGCCAACACCAGGGAUCAAUUCUGAGCUCUUUUAUUGAAGAUGUACAGUAGUGUGCAAAUGUCUUAGGCUGAUGUGAAGAAAUGCUGUAGGGCAAAGAUGCCUUCAAAAAUAAUGAAAUCGAAUGUUUUGGCAUUAAAAACAUACUGUAAAGAGAAGUAAAUAGUAAUAAAUGAAACAAAGUCAGUAUUUUAUGUAAAUAAAUAAAUAAAUAAAUAAAUAGUAGUCUCUGGUACAAUUUGUGCAGUUUUAGCUGGUAAUGAAAAUAGCUGGUAUAAGUUUUACUGAGCAUCGUGCAGAACAAGCCACAGUUCUUCUGAAGACUUUGACCGUCAUGUGAAACCCAGCAGCCUUCAUUAUGUUUUUUGUCUGUGAAGUGGUCUCUUACAUAACGUGCUGCUUUCUUCUGUAACAUUUAACAAUUUCGUGCUAGAAAACGAAUGUUUGGAAGUCUAAAAUGUUUCUUGUACUGACUCGAUAAUGUAUAAGGCAUACAAUAAAAAUCUACAAAAAAAAAGUUUGUACUAAAGAAAUAGGGUGUCUAAGACUUUUGCACAGUACUGUAUGUAAAACUGUUGCCACAAAUAUAAAGAAUAAUAAUAAUAAUAAUACUUAGAUUUUUGGAUGUGGAUCCAGAGCUUAUCCUGUUGGGAAGUAGGAAGAAAACGAAGGACGUCCACUCUGAGAACAUGUUCUGGAUCAAAUAAUAUCCCUGGAGAUGUGAGGCUCAGAGCAAUGCUAGCCAAUCUCAGAUGCAUUGUACCUCAUGUAUGAGGAACGGGGCUGUGUAGGGCAUUCACCUGCCCGAAACAUGGCAUUUCUUUGAGGAAACAUUUUUAGUGUCACUCCUCUAUAUAGCUACAAUACAUCAGAAUGACAUGUCGUUUCUCCAGGACCAUGGUGCAACACAUAACAAUACAGUACACAAGACUACAUAAAGUGCAAACACACAACACUGUGAGACGAUUGCGAGGCAACAUGGUGUUGGUUUGGAAUUAGCGAUGAAUAAAUAUGGAGAAAACGGGGUAAUAAUUAGUGUAGACAUUAUGUCUGAAUAUCUAAUGGUAGAAGAAAAAGAGUGUCAGAGGUAAUGGUGUAAGAGAAUUACGACAGGUUUAUACAGUACACCCUGCCACAGAUUAACAUAUCUGGUUCGCAUUAACUGUCUGUCUCUCUCCGGGUGUGCAGUUGUUUCCUGGCAAUGUCUUUCAUCUGGAAAAGGUUCUGUUUCCUUUACAGCACAUUGUUACUGAGCUUCAUCUUUCCACCAUGUCAUUCGAUUGGCCCGCAAGUAAACAUGGCCACACGGUGACCAGCUGUCAAGACCUCGUAGACGAUUAUAUUGUUUUAUACUGCAGCACUGGUGAUUUAUUUUCUAUAACAGCAGCUUGGACAGUAGUUCCAGCUGCAAGGCAGAUCACAGCUUUAUAUUAAUGCACUUACAUUUACAUUUAUUCACUUAGCAGACGCUUUUAUCCAAAGCGACUUACAAAUGAGAAAAAUACAAGCAAAGCGAUAUAUAAAGCAGAGAACAAUACAAGUAGUGCUACUAUACAAGAUCCAUUAAUUGAGUUCCAGAGGAAGCAAAGUGCGCAGAGUAGAGGUGUAAGUGCAAUUUAUUUAUUUAUUUUUAUUAUUAUUAUUAUGAGUUGGUUAGGUGUUCAUGGAAGAGGUGGGUCUUUAGCUGUUUUUUGAAGAUGGUGAGAGAUUCUGCGGUCCGGAUUGAGAUUGGAAGUGCAUUCCACCACUGAGGAACAGUUAGCGUGAAGGUUCUGGAAAGGGACCUUGAGCCACGCUGAGUUGGAACUGCUAAACGUCGGUCACACUUGUUCCGAUACGUUUCUAUAGUAACUUACACAGAGACUUGCACGGUGGAUUCUCUGCAUAAACAGAUUCAAAUAACCUUGUGUUGAUGGGGUGCCGUUUUCUGUGAGAUGUUUAUACACCAUUUAUGGAAGGAGUCUCCAGUGUCAACGCUUUACAACAGCCAGACGCAAAGCUGUAACUUAUAGCUGGUACAAGACAAGACAAUUUUAUUUUAUUUUAUUUGUAUUUAUUUAUUUAUUUAUUUACCCCCGGAUGGAGAAAUUAGGGUGUCACAGCAGCAGCAAGACAGGUGAAGAAAAAAGAGAUAGUAAGGAGAACAAUACAGGGAUAUAUAAAGAGUAUAUACAAUGAUAUCUUAAGUAUAAAUGUAUACUUAUGUAUAUAAGUAUACUUAUAUAUAUACUUAUAUAUAUGUAUAUAAGUACAAUGUAUAAAUAUGUAUAGAUAUAAGCGCA